Labrus bergylta (ballan wrasse) is the source of this 2550-nucleotide messenger RNA. It is a transcript of the gene avpr2b.1, whose product is annotated as arginine vasopressin receptor 2b, tandem duplicate, 1. Gene Ontology annotation, biological process: G protein-coupled receptor signaling pathway; cellular response to hormone stimulus; positive regulation of vasoconstriction. The record is from RefSeq and is a predicted model, not a curated record. NCBI's taxonomy places the organism in Eukaryota, Metazoa, Chordata, Actinopteri, Labriformes, Labridae. Gene Ontology annotation, cellular component: plasma membrane. Gene Ontology annotation, molecular function: vasopressin receptor activity; peptide binding.
ACCUGUUGCCAAGUUGAUCAGUUGUCAUGAGUCAAAAAGUCAUAUUUUUAAAGGCACUCACUUGAAGUAGUUCUAUAACAGCGUUCAGUUGCUCGAUGAUUGGGGAUUUUUUUGUUUGUUUGUUUUAAGCAUGGCUUUGUUCGAUGUAAAUAUCAGUAACAUUACUUUGGAGCGUACUCAGUCGGAAGACGAGCCGCGAGAUGAGCGCUUAGCUUAUGUGGAAAUAGCUCUCCUUUCCAGUAUUUUCAUCACUGCAGGAAUGCUGAACUUUGGGCUUCUUUUAGUCCUGUGGAAGCGGAGGAAGCAGCUCUCCAGGAUGCGCGUCUUUGUUUUCCACCUGUGCGUCGCCGAUCUGGUGGUGACAUUCUUUCAAGUUUGUCCCCAACUCAUGUGGGAUAUCACUGACAGGUUCGUCGGCCCAGAUAUAUUGUGUCGCUUAGUGAAGUACCUGCAGGUUGUCGGGAUGUUUGCUUCUACUUACAUGAUAGUGGUGAUGACGAUAGACCGAUAUCAAGCUAUCUGCAACCCCAUGGUGACCUUCCAGAGGCGCAGGGCUCACUGGAACGGCCCUGUGAGCGCAGCCUGGUGCGUCUCUCUCAUCGGCAGCCUCCCACAGAUUUUCAUCUUCUCACGGGUCGAGGUGGCUCCCGGCGUGCACGACUGCUGGGCACAGUUCAUAAAGCCGUGGGGACCGAGAGCCUACGUGACCUGGACGACUCUGGUGAUAUUCGUUCUGCCCAUUCUAACGGUGGUCGUGUGCCAAGUGCGCAUCUGCCGAACCUUACAUUUUAACUUUCAGAUGAAGACACAUCGUGAUGGAGAGGCGACCAGUAAGCCGCUGCAUUCAAGAGCCAGCAGCGUGGCCGGAGUUUCCAAGGCGAGGGUGAAGACGGUGAGAAUGACGGCGGUGAUCGUGGUCGCAUACAUCAUCUGCUGGACGCCUUUCUUCACCGUGCAGCUCUGGUCUGUUUGGGACGUCGAGGCUCCCACACAGACUGCAACCUUCACUAUCUUGAUGCUGCUUGCCAGUCUGAACAGCUGUGUGAACCCCUGCAUCUACCUGCUCUUCAGUGGGAAGCUUCCUAAAAGUCUGGGGGCCCUUAUGUGUGCGGGUGAGCCCAAUCUGAAGGACUCCAUCCAGGAUGAGGCCACUAUGGUCAGCUCCCUUUACAUCAGCCUCAGGAGCAAGACAGACAAUCGAUAGAAUAAUAUCACUUUCCUAACCUCAGGUUGUUAAAAUGAUGUGCGAGUCCUGUGGGGCUUAAGGUCUUUGUAUUGUUGAGAGACAACACUGUGGCAUUACAAGGCUAUUUUGACCACUUAAAUUCAGAAACCACAUCAAAAAAUGGAUCCUGUUAUUUUAUCAGAUAUACAAAUGUUAAGGAAAAGCAAUGUAAGGUUUGGGUCAUUGGUUUAUCUCAUAACUUAAAUUUGUGAAAUAAGGGAUACUUCUAGUAAUGUAUGUAUUUUACAGUGAUUUAAAAGUGGAUGUGACUUAUUUUGUGUAAAUAUGUAAUACUUCACAUAUGUCAUGUGUCCGCUGAAUAUGAAUCCUCAGGCUAAUUUAAAGACAAGUACAUGCAUGUUGUGUGUUUCUCAAGUAUCUCAAAAUAUGCAGCAAAACUCUCACUUGUAAAUGUCACUCGUUUACAUGAAGACUUUUCCUCUCAUCCCUGAAGACCUCAGAUGUGCUGCCCUGCCAAAUGAACUGUUGUCUUGUUUUCAUACUUCCCAGCAGCAGUAUUGGAAAGGGCUCGGCCACAUAAAUUUCAGUUUUCAGUUCAUGCUGUACUUUUGAAGGCCACUCAUUUUCAGCGAAGUGAUGUGAGGUUGCAUUAUUUUUUUAUUUUUAAGGGGGGAAAUGAUGAUUUUGGUCUAAGUAUUUUAAAGAUGUUUCCUUUAUCACAGCAUGUCAUCUUAAGGGCAGUUGAUCAACAUGAGCAAAACCUGGCAUAUAAGAUUCAUGUAAAAAAUCUGAAAACUUUAAGAUGACCCUCCUUUACUUCCCUUUGUUAAAGCUCUGAUUAUAGAAGGUGGGAAAUUGAUUUCUCCAAGUAGUACAAACUAAUCCAAUGCAAAUCGUCCUACAAAGAGGGCUUUUGUUGUCAUCAGAGACUGUCUGGCAGGUGGCUGGAACUCAACUUUGACCUUUAACGCUAAUAGAAUGACCAGCAGCCACCUAUGCAGCACUUCCAGCAGCUGUACAUUCAGAGAGGAAAGGGAUGGGGAUGUGUUUGAGAAGUCAUGGCAUCGUUCAUCAUUUAGACAGUGCACAGCAUGCUCCAUCUUCUCAUUUAUUUAUUGAUUUAUUUUUUAAACAAAGGAAUUAUCAAAGUGUUACAGGUUGACAUUCUGCAAAAUCCUGUGUGUUAACAAGGCUAUAGCACCAGUAACAUGUUUACUGUUGGACUAUAUGACAUUUGUAAAAAGUUGAUCAGUUUAUACACGUCCUAAAAUGUUAAUAAAAUCCUUUUGCUGCUUUGCAGUCACAUGCUCAGCGGAGUACCUUCACUUGGAAUUCAAGUAACAUGAAACAAAAAAAUGAUGUUU